AUGAACAAGGAGCUCCUCGAGCUCAGAAGCAAAACAUCUGGGGCUGAUUCCCCUGCCGUGCCGCGACAGCAAUCCUCGGCAGCGGUCUCAGACUCGCCUGCCAACGUUGAUCAAGUGGACGCCAAGGAUGACUUCAAUAUCCGUGCGUCGACCAUAUCUUUAGAAGAUAUUCACUUGGGCACCGAGGUUGCAGUGGAGGCCUUCAAAAUCUUCGCCAACAUUUUCCGUCCACAGCUUCCAAUCAUAGGAUCAAUAUCGGUAGACGCCAUGUUGCAUGGGCAACCACUACUGUUCUGGACUGUCAUAAUCAUCAUUGGAUCCCACCGGCCCGAAGCGCGCUUCGUGGAUGUGAACAUGCGAUUCAAGGACGCAUUCACCAGAUAUCUAAACCAGCAGAUCAUGGACGCUCCUCUGCCACUGUACAAGAUACAAGCCAUCGUGUUACUCAGGGUAAGAAUCCAGCUGGUCGUUGCCAAGUUCUCUGCGCUUUUGAACCGAGACACAGAAGAGUCCACCACAGCGUCGCUCAUUCGACUGGUCGAUGCGGAAUUGAGUGCACUGAAGCCGCAAGGUACGCUCCACGAUGAUAAGGAAACACGGAUCGAGCUCGAUAUCCUAGACGCGAAACUGCACAUAUACGCUUUGUUCUUCGCCAAAGCGUCGGAGGGAACGUCAAGACACAUCAUGUUGGCAACUGCCCUGUCAGCCGCCCAGCGGUUCAUACACCUUGCGACGCUCUCGUGGAGGAGCACAGCCGGAGGCCUUUUCAAUGCAGCGGCAGCACAACGCGAGCGCUGCUUACCGAAAAACCACUAUCGUGGAUUUGCAUUCGCCACCAUCAUUCUCCUCAAGUUCUUUUACAGGCAACAGGACGUGGCACCCGAAGAGCGCCAAGGAGCCGCACGUCACAUAGCCCUGGCGCAAGAUCACUUCAGAGGAUGCUCUAUUGACCCGGAAGACGAGUACAGUCGGACUGCCAAAGUCUUCCAAGUCCUCGCCCAGAACUCAACCGGUGAAACGGGCGACAGCAAGCUACGCCUGACCCACAGAAUGGGGGCGUCGAUAGUCUACGAUGCUGUCACGAACGCGAGCGAAGUGCGCGGCGCGGAGGUUAACAUCCAGGAAGAGAAAAUCUUGGAGCCGGUCUCGAAUGAGAUGCAGGCGACCACUGCGCUUCAUGACUGGCAAGCACUUGACCUGACACAAAUGGCACCGAGUCACUUUGGCAUGAAUUUGGAUCUCCUGGACGGCUUUUGGAAUGACCCAUUCAUGAGCAUGGUGAACUUCGACACCAGCGACAUGCACACCUUUUUAUCAUGA
Molecule: messenger RNA, 1320 nt
Organism: Emericellopsis cladophorae
Lineage: Eukaryota; Fungi; Ascomycota; Sordariomycetes; Hypocreales; Bionectriaceae
Exons: 3
Coding region: 1-1320 (439 amino acids)
Source: RefSeq, a predicted model, not a curated record